Trifolium pratense (red clover) is the source of this 1478-nucleotide messenger RNA. Its product is annotated as GDSL esterase/lipase At1g29670-like. The transcript is spliced from 5 exons. Lineage: Eukaryota; Viridiplantae; Streptophyta; Magnoliopsida; Fabales; Fabaceae. The record is from RefSeq and is a predicted model, not a curated record. The coding region runs from base 250 to 1353 and encodes 367 amino acids. Gene Ontology annotation, molecular function: hydrolase activity, acting on ester bonds.
UCAUAUAGGUGCAAAAUUGAAAUCAAUUUUUAACUAACCUUCAUUGUCUAAAAAUAAAUUAUAAAAUUUUAACUUGCCUAACCCGUUUCAUUAUAAUACUUUGUUUUGAACAUAUAAUAAGUACACUCUCCAUCUUGUGAUCAAUACAUACUCCUCAUUUACUUUUUUUUUCUUUGACUAAACUAUAUAUAUACACAUAUUCUCAUUUUUAUAUAUCAUAAUUAUUAGGUUUUCAACCUAGAGAGAUUAAUGGCUUAUUAUGAAACUAAAUCAUGGUGUGUUUUGCAUCUUGUUCUCUUGGCUGCAUGCUACAUGCAAAAUUGUGUCCAUGGAGAAUUAACUCACGUGCCUUGCCUUUUUAUAUUUGGCGACUCCUUGUCUGACAGUGGAAACAACAACAAUCUUCGGACCACUGCGAAACCGAAUUACAAACCAUAUGGCAUCGACUUCCCUAAAGGUCCGACAGGAAGAUUUACCAAUGGACGAACAACAAUUGACAUAAUUGGUCAACAACUUGGGUUCAAGAAAUUCAUUCCACCAUUUGCAAACACUAUUGGCUCAGACAUAUUUAAAGGUGUUAAUUAUGCAUCUGGUGCAGCUGGAAUUCGCAAAGAGACCGGGAAACGUAAUUUGGUAUUGCAUGGUGCUAAUAUCGCCUUGGGAUCACAGAUAAAAAACCAUAAAACCAUAAUUUCCAGAAUUGCUACCAAACUUGGAGGUUUGCCACAAGCCAAACAUUAUCUGAAUAAGUGCUUGUAUUAUAUUAAUAUAGGCAGCAACGAUUAUAUAAACAAUUAUUACCAGCCUCAACACUAUUCAACAAGUCACAUUUAUAAUUCUGAGCAGUAUGCUCAAGUUCUUAUCAACCAAUUAUCCCUUUAUAUUGAGGCUUUGCAUAAUGUUGGGGCAAGAAAACUUGUGCUAGUUGGACUAGGCCAAAUAGGUUGCACUCCACAUGCCAUUGCUACUAAUGGGAUAAAUGGAUUAUGCGCUCAAAAGCAGAAUAAUGAUGCAUUGAUUUUUAGUCACAAGCUUAGAUCUCUAGUAGACAAAUUCAAUAUCCAACAUCUUGAUUCCAAAUCUAUUUUCAUAAAUAGUACCGCCGGCACCCUAGACAGUUCACUUGGUUUUAAAGUUGCGAAUGCUCCUUGUUGUCCAGUGAGGUCAGAUGGGAUGUGUGUUCGUGAUUCAACACCAUGCAUGAAUAGAAAUGAGUACAUUUUUUAUGAUGGAUUUCAUCCCACAUCAGCUGUGAAUAAUUUAACCGCGUUAAGUUUGUAUGACAGUGCUUCUAAUCCAGAGACGACUUAUCCAAUGGAUAUCAAACGUCUUGUUCAACAUACCAUUGUAUAAACGUGUGUUUGUGAUUAUUUUUCAACUGUACGAAGGUGUGUGAUUUAAUGAUAAUGUGAAAUUCUGUCUUGAUCAUGUGUAUGUCAAAUAAAUUUCCAAAUAUAUUAGGAAUAAAUUUUGAAGUU